UUGCUCUCUACCAGACCAGCAGGUUCCCUGGGACUCUGCUGGAAAAUCCCUCUGGGAUUAUCAGGGUGUUGAUCCUCACUGAUGGAGGGGGAGUCGAGGCUGUGGAUCGUGGGGUUGUGAAGGAAUUCCUGGGAGAUCCAGAGCACAGGACACAAAGUGCUGCCCAGGAGCUGCUGAUCUUGCUGACAUUCAUUGUCAGCCGUGCUGGGAGGUUCCAAGUGCUCCCAAAAUCCCCUUUUUCUGCUUUCCUUGUGUUCAGCCACACUGGGAUUUCUGCCUGCUCUGUGUCUGAGCCAAACUCCUGCUGUCAGUGCUGCUCCUUCUCACCUCUCACUUCUGAGUCCAGAACAUCCAGCUCCAUUUUCUUCUCCCAGCUUCCCCCAGAACCACGGGAUCUGCUUCCCCUUCUUUAAGUUUUUGGAGGGUGAAAGACAGAUCUGAUCCUUCAUGGAAGAGUCUCCUUUCUCACACAUUGUGCCCCAGAAAUGAGGCUCUGGACCAAAAUAUUGGGUGUGGGGGUUAAUUCCAAGGUCACAGGGAGGGAGGUUCUGGUUGGACACGCAGUGGGGGGUGUUUGGUCAUCCCACAAGACCCCCGGGCUGCAGCAGGAGCUGUCCAGCCUUGGGAUGAACAUCCCUGACACUUGGUGGGAAAAGGCAAAGCCUUGACUGACUCCUGGAGCAGAUCCAGCAGUGGGACACAGGAUGGAGACCUCCCAGGCACUGUUCCAAGCCCAAAGGACAGGGAAAAAGCUAUUCCAGAGCUCCCUGCCAGGGAGGCAGAAACAGCCCUGGUGUCACCCGGGUGGGGCCGGGACUGAUCCCAAAUCCGUGUUCUCCGGGAGUUCAUUGGUGUGGGAACUCUGUGGGGUGGAGCUGAUGCUCUUGGUGACUCCAGGUGGGGUUGGCAGCUCUGCCCUUUAAUCCUUCUGGAUCUAUCAGGACCAGGAAACCAGCUCCCAGUGCUUUGGUCCCUUCUCUCUCCACAAGGGCGGCUCUGUUGGCUCAUAGUGCUCUGGGUGUGGGAUUGUCCUCCCGAGAGUCCAGGAGCUCCUGAGGGAGGUCCUGCAUUCAGGAAAACCCCCUUGGGGUGGGAAAGGUUCUCUGUCUUGCCAUGGACUCCAAAAUCCUGGCAUUUGAAGCAGUCCCACCUUGACCCGUGUUCUGACAAGACUCUUGGUUUGAGUCCCUUCACCUGCAUAAAAUCUCUGUUUCCUCUCCCGGUGUCCCUGGUGCUAUUUCCAUGUCUUUCUCCUCAUUUUUGAAGCCUUUUCCUUCCCAGACUGAGCCUCCUGUCCUCAAAAAUGUUCAAAACCUGGUGGCAUUUGAAGGUUUUCCAUCUCUUUGAGGAUGAACCACCUUUGAUUUCUGUGUCUCGAGGAUGAGCAACGCGGGUGCGGGAGUUGGUCACCUCCACCCUGUCCCACAAAGUAAAUGUGUCCUGCUUCUGAAUUCCUGGUUUUUUUGUGUGUGCCUGAAGUAAUUUCUGCUUCCAUCUUGCCAUGCAACUAAUCUGCCAUGUGGUUUCCUGGAGCUUUCCUGCAAUUUUGGUUCCCAGCACUGCAAGGGGAUAUGAACAGUAACAGGGAGACAGGAGAGGAGGCGACGUUUUCAUGUUCAGACAUCGCAGGCUGCAUGUACCGAGUCCUUCAGACCACGGGACCAGAUGGAAAAAACCUCCUGAAAUUACUCCCCAUUUCCAAACCUUCGGGAAGCUUUCUGCCGCUAGUUCAGGCUCCAGCCAUGCCAAAUAGCCCUGCAGGGAACAUCUCCACCCCUGUCCAUCUUACCUUUAAGACCCAGCUCGGCAGUUCCGCUGCACCUUCAUCCGUUAAGAUCUUCCAGUCUCCUAAUCCCGGGAAGAUCAUUCUUACGAGGACAUUAGACAAGCAGGAGGGUGUCAGGGCAGAUUCUGAGAAGGAGGGCUUGGUUCCCGGUGCCAGUGUGCAGGGCAGGGGCUCUGUGCAGGACAUGGCCGUGCCCGGCUCCUCGCCCCAGAGCGGCACAGCCUACAUGGUGGUCAACACAAACCCUCUCCCAGCACAGAACCCCCGCAAGCCCCCGGUGCUGCCCUCUGGCCACCACCUGCAGAUCCCGGCUGACGCCGAGGUGAAGUCUGUCCCGGCGUCCCUGCUGCCCCCGGCCAUCCAGCAGAAAAUCCUGGCGGCCGCAGCCACCUCUGCGUCCGACGGCUCCAAGACACCGACGGUGAUUUAUGUGUCCCCCGUGAACACCGUGAAGACCCCCCAGGCCCUCUCCAAGCGGAUGCAGGCCUUGUGCCCCCGGAGCAGCCCCGAGGCUCCCAGAGCCCUGCUGUUGGCAGCAGCCCCAGAGGGGGCCGGUGCUGGCCCGGCCGAGGGCCCGCGGCGCCACCAGACCCCCAUGAAGUGGAUCGUGCAGGAGGCCACUCCGCUCACCCCGUGCCUCAUCCCCGUGAAAUCCUCCAACAAUGUGGCUUCCAAGAUCCUGAAAACCCUGUCGGACACCAAGAACCUGGGAGUGAGCUCUGCCAACGUCCUGCCCCUGUGCCCCAGCGGGCCUGGGGCCGGCCAGGCCAAGCUGACGCCGCUGAAGGACAACGCCCUGGUCAUGUACAACGGGAAGGUCUAUCUGCUGGCCAGGAGGGGCUCUGACAUCCUGGCAGCCCAGGCUGAGAGACAAACCCCCUCCUCUCCUGAGCCCUCACUCAGAAAGGAGACGCCCCAGCGUGUGGACUCCUCUGCUGUCAACCAGAUCACCAGCAAAGUGGUCAACCUGGUGCUGUCCAAGAGCAGAGGGGUGCUGCUGGCCCAGAAGGACCCAAACCCACGGGCAGACCCCCAACAUUCCUCCCCAAAUGACUCCAGAGCUGCCCCUGUGGCCCCGGUGCCGACCGGUGCUGCCCAGCAGGAUCCUGGGGCCAUCCAGGGCCAUCCCUGCCCUGCUCCACCCAUGGGAGACACCCCGGGCCCGGCUGGGGGGGCACAGGGGCACCAUGGCAGGGACAGGAGUCACCCCUCGCCUGGGGCAGCGGGGGCUGUGUCACCCCAGGGGGAGCAGGAACGGGCUCACAGUGCAGACUGGCCCAAGAUCCGGGGGGAACACAUGGAUUCCCUGGGAGAGCUGGAAACACAACCCCCAAAGCAGCCCCACUGGAAGCAGUACUUGGAAUUAAGGAAAAAAUUUGGGCUCACCAAGGAGGAGAGAGUUUACCUGAGGAGAAUCCCACUGAUCCAGGACUCCUGGGAGAAUCCAGAGGAAAGGGGCUCUUCCAGUGACAGCCUGGAAAGGAGAAGCGAUUCCUGCAGCUCAUCCUCCCUGGAUGUGGAAAUAGGGAACUGCCUGCAGGAAUAUGUUCCAGAGGAAAAGAUCAUCGCGGAUCUGGAGGAGGAUCUGACCAGGAAAAGGAAAAUCAGAUCCUCCCCCCUGUCGGACAGCGGGAAGAGGAGGAGAAACUCCUCCAGAUCCUCCACAAGCCCAAGUUCAGAAACCACCAAUGCACUUCCCAGGAGCGUUUCACCCCCUCCAGCCUCCCCGGAGCCGAGCAUUCCCACGGGAUCCUCCGGAGCUUCCCAAGGGAGGGACUCGGAGCCAGGGACACCCCCGGCGGGCAGCGCCGGCACGGACUCGGAGAUCCCAGAGCUGGUGGCUCCCGGAGGGGCUCCCUCCCUUCUGGAAGGUUCCUUCCGGGACGACGCUUUCCCGGCGGCUCCCCCGGACCUGGACGAGACGAUCCGGGACGAGAAGAUCAAGCGGCUGAAGCAGCUCCUGCGGGAGAGGGAGGCGGCGCUGGAGGAGAUGAGGAGGGAGAUGCAGCAGAGCUGAGACCCCCCCGGGCCCCCUUUCCUCUGCCAGGGAGAAACCCCCGAUGGAAUAAGCAGCCUCAUGAAUUCCAGGCUGUGGGUGUGUUUGGAAUUCCGUGUGGAAUGCCGGGAAUGGGAGACUUGGAGCAUCUGAUCCCGCCCUGGGACAUGGCCCAGCACGGGCAGCGGAGUUUCCAUCAGCACAGGGCCAGGUUUGGGGCUGGCAAAGGAAUUGUGCAAUCCCAGGGCCUGGUGCAGGCUGGGAAGCCCCUGGGAAGCUGUGGAUGUGCUUUGGGUUGUUCUCCUCAAAUGCAUGAGAACUUUUUUGGUGAAUCCCUGGGAACUUUUUUGUGAACCCUUAAGAACUUUUUCAGUGAAUCCCUGGGAACUCAUUUUGUGAAUCCCUGAGAACAGUUGUCAGGCAGAAGGCUGUGAGCGCUCCAUGGGUUACUGGAUGUAUUUAAGGGAUGUGGGAAUGGGACUGUCAGGCAGUGACAGUGCAGAUAUUUAUACAAACCCUGGAGAAGGAGCCCUGGCUCUCCCUGUGGUUCCUGUGAGCCUUUAUAAGGCCUUGGCCAGCUGUGCAAUGUGGGGCUUUGCCCAGUUGGGAGGGUGGGCUAUGGGUUUUUUAACCAGAACUCUCUCAGUAAUAAUUUCUUCAGCCCCAGGUGGUGUCUGUAACAUCCCUGGUGCUGUCUCUGGAUUUGUUGUUCCUGGACGUGGCUUGUGCCACCCCCAGCUGGUUGGUGUGUGGGGUGGGAUGACUUUGGACCCCCACCCUCUCUUGUCCGUGUCUUUGGCUCCUGCAGCUCCUCCUGCAGCUCCUCCCUCUCUCUGACAACAAUUAAGAACUUUUUAUUUUUUCCCAGCAGAAUUUGUCCCUGUUUUUUUUUCCCUUUGUCCAUUUCUGGUUUAUGUUGAACACCAACCCCUGCUGGUUCCUCUCCCUGCCAGGUCGUUGGUCACCGGGUUUGUGUUUUGUUCUCGUUCUUGUUUUCUGCGUUUUAAUCCAAUUUUCACCCACAGGGUGUUGGUGGAGGGUGUUGCUGUGGAGGUGGGUCCUGGAGAGCUCUGCCAGCCCCAUCUUCCCUGAUUUUUGUGAGUCUUGACAGCGGGAAAAACUCCAGUGGAUUUAGAGAGGGAAGGAAAAGGAAGUCCCUGCUCUGAAGAAUCCCAGGUUU
Pipra filicauda (Wire-tailed manakin) is the source of this 4962-nucleotide messenger RNA. RefSeq names its product ligand dependent nuclear receptor interacting factor 1 (gene LRIF1). The record is from RefSeq and is a predicted model, not a curated record. Gene Ontology annotation, molecular function: nuclear retinoic acid receptor binding. Gene Ontology annotation, biological process: regulation of DNA-templated transcription. NCBI's taxonomy places the organism in Eukaryota, Metazoa, Chordata, Aves, Passeriformes, Pipridae. Bases 1518 to 3803 code for a protein of 761 amino acids. The transcript has 4 exons.